CAGAUACGCCACUCACUUAUAUAUCUAAAUCCCAUUGGGACUAAUCAAUCAAAACAGUUCACAGAGUCUCUCUUCUAUCUCUCUCUUUCCUUCUUCAUCUUACUCAUCUAAUGGAGCCACAAAGUAAGAAAUCUUGUAUACGAGAAACUAGUACGAAGAUGGAGACCAAAUACGAAGAUAUGUUACCGAUCAUGGCAGAGAAAAUGGACGUGGAAGAGUUUGUAUCAGAGUUAUGCAAAGGAUUCAGUUUGCUAGCUGAUCCUGAGAGACACGUGAUCACAGCCGAGAGUCUAAGAAGAAACUCAGGGGUACUUGGGAUUGAAGGAAUGAGCAAGGACGAUGCAGAAGGAAUGAUUAGAGAAGGAGACCUCGACGGUGAUGGAGCUCUUAACCAAACCGAGUUCUGCGUUCUCAUGGUUCGGUUAAGCCCUGAAAUGAUGGAAGAUGCAGAAACUUGGCUGGAGAAAGCGAUCAGUCAAGAAAUCCGCAAUCACGACCACGCUUCUCUGCCUUGAUGAUGAAGAACCAUUUUCUUGUGUAUUCUCUUUGUUUCUCCUAAACCUAUAAUUGUUUCUGAAUAUAAAAAGCUUGCAAUCAUUCCAAAAGUUAUUACUGUCA
Messenger RNA from Brassica rapa (field mustard), 618 nucleotides. RefSeq names its product calcium-binding protein KIC. Gene Ontology annotation, molecular function: calcium ion binding. The record is from RefSeq and is a predicted model, not a curated record. Lineage: Eukaryota; Viridiplantae; Streptophyta; Magnoliopsida; Brassicales; Brassicaceae.